Neoarius graeffei (lesser salmon catfish) is the source of this 3703-nucleotide messenger RNA. RefSeq names its product paxillin b (gene pxnb). Lineage: Eukaryota; Metazoa; Chordata; Actinopteri; Siluriformes; Ariidae. The transcript has 12 exons. The record is from RefSeq and is a predicted model, not a curated record. Gene Ontology annotation, molecular function: actin binding; muscle alpha-actinin binding. Gene Ontology annotation, cellular component: Z disc; filamentous actin; stress fiber. Bases 425 to 2020 code for a protein of 531 amino acids. Gene Ontology annotation, biological process: endothelial cell migration; transforming growth factor beta receptor signaling pathway; actin cytoskeleton organization.
UUUAAGACAGUAGAAGGAAGCAGAUGGUGUGGAAGGCAUGAGCGUUAUAUGAUUAAUUUACAUUAACUCAACAAAUUGGUGUAUUAAUUCGCCACAUAAGACAAGGAUUACUAAUAGCAACGGUAUCAUUGAUAAAGUAACAUUAGGUUGUGUUAUUUAAAAUACUCAGCUGCUUUGUACCAGAUGUUUCGCGGUUUCAGCUUAGGUUGGGCUUAGAAAGUGCACGUGUGCACUAGAGGGCGCGCGUGCUCAGUAAGUUCCCCUUUUUGAUGUCAGCGCCGGACUCUACUCACAGACCUGCGUGUUUGAGGAACCACACAACUUCAGGAUAACUUGUUUUAGGGGAGAAAGAGAAAAACAAAGGCUACGGCUCGCUGCAGUCUUUUAGCUACGUGGGCGCGAACAAGCGAAUAAUUAACGCAACAUGGACGAUUUAGACGCGUUACUGGCAGAUCUGGAGUCAUCCACCGCUCAUAUCUCAAAGUGUCCAGUGUUUCUCCCAGAUGAGACACCCUACUCUUUUCCCAGUAGUGGAAGCCUGCUCCCGGAUGACACAUCCCCUCCUCCUGUGCCCCCUCCUCCAUCUUCAGAGGCUUUGAACGGGUCUCUUCAAAAACAGGCCGACUCCCACCACUCCUCACAACAGUCUCUUGGCUCAACACAAAAAAGUACAUUGUCUCAAGACAUCAGUAGUCCCCCAUUACCUCAUACAGAAGAGGACCACGUCUACAGUUUCCCCAACAAGCAAAAGACACCAUCAGACUCCUCAGCACCAGCUAUGAGCUCUGCACUGGGCAGCAACUUGUCUGAGCUGGAUCGCCUGCUACUGGAACUCAAUGCUGUUCAGCAGAACACACCAUCCUACACCACCACAGAAGAUGCAGCUCCCCCACUUCCUUCCUCCAGUUCUGCACACUAUAUCCAGGAAAAUGGAGUCCACUCAGGAAUUACCCCUGCUGCCAAGGACAAACCUCAGAGAAAUGGAACCAAAGGGCCAGAAGAAGGACGCCCCACUGUGGAGAGCCUAUUGAAUGAACUGGAGAGCGCGAUACCUGCCCCAAUGCCUGUCCCUUCUGGACUUCAAACGGAGGGGCACUUGGAUGUACCAUCUGAGCAGCAAGGUCGAAUGUCAGCCACCUCAGCCACGCGAGAAUUGGAUGAGCUCAUGGCUUGCUUAUCUGAUUUCAAGGUGCAGAGCAAUAUCAUGGCUCAGGGAAAGGGUCCAAACACACAGGUCAAUAAACUAGACAACAUGCUGGGAAGCCUGCAGUCUGAUUUACAUAAGCUGGGUGUAAAGACUGUGGCCAAAGGAGUGUGUGGUGCUUGCUCCAAACCGAUUGUUGGCCAGGUAGUAACUGCCAUGGGCCGCACAUGGCACCCGGAGCAUUUUGUGUGCUCUCACUGCCAGGAGGAGAUUGGCUCUAGAAAUUUCUUUGAACGCGAUGGACAGCCAUACUGUGAGAAAGACUACCAUCACCUCUUCUCUCCUCGCUGCUACUAUUGCAAUGGUCCCAUUCUGGAUAAAGUAGUGACUGCUCUGGAUAGAACAUGGCAUCCUGAACACUUUUUCUGCGCUCAGUGUGGGGCCUUCUUUGGCCCUGAGGGUUUUCAUGAGAAAGAUGGGAAGGCAUACUGCCGUAAAGAUUACUUCGACCUGUUUGCUCCCAAGUGUGGUGGCUGUGCCCGUGCCAUCCUCGAAAAUUAUAUAUCUGCCCUGAACAGCCUCUGGCACCCUGAGUGCUUUGUUUGUAGGGAGUGUUUUACUCCUUUCGUGAAUGGCAGUUUCUUUGAACAUGAUGGGCAGCCAUACUGUGAGGUUCACUACCAUGAACGACGUGGCUCUCUCUGUUCUGGCUGCCAGAAGCCCAUAACAGGCCGUUGCAUCACGGCCAUGGGCAAGAAGUUCCACCCUGAGCAUUUUGUCUGUGCCUUCUGCCUCAAGCAGCUCAACAAGGGCACCUUCAAGGAGCAGAAUGACAAACCAUACUGUCAUGGUUGCUUCGUCAAACUCUUCAGUUAGACUGAGUCAAUCUGGUGUGUGCUUGCCUGUCUGAGUGUAUUGGAUAUGCAGCAAAAUACAAGUUUCAAAAGCCUUAUGUAAUAGAGGAGUAAAGAGUUUAGAUAAGUAAUGUAGAGGUUUGAAUUUGGUUUUUUGGGAAUUGUGUGCAAAUGUCUGCUCACUGGUUGAGUGUGAAAGAAUCUGUUUUAGGAAUGUGGCUUUGUAUCAAGUUUGGAUCAUUUGACCUGUGAAAGUCUUUUCACUAUGUAACAAUGGUUUGUGGUAUGAAAUAGAAAAUGCCACAGUGGCAAAAUGUGAUCACAAUUUGUAAGAAUUGGAUGUGGGCUCAACAGUUUGUCCAAUGUAUUUAGCAUUUGCAAGAAACAAUUUAUAUUACUGUGCAGUGCCUUGUUUUCUAUCAGAAAUUAUGAUACAUGAAUUGUACAAAAAAAUUGUUUAGCAACUGAUAUGUACAUUUAUAUGGAGACUGACGUUCUUGGUGUGCCAAUAAUUACCAGCCCAUAACAAGCCAGCCAUGAUGAACUACAAACACUGAAUAGGAGUGGUGUGGUGUUGAGUAUUGUGAACCUCAGUCACCCAAGUAAAUUCCUGUGUAUAUAUAGAAUUAUCCUUUUCAGAGGGAAGCCGAGGCUUUUGGUCUUUUUAUUCAAGCGAUCAUAAGCAUUAUUGAAUUAUUUACCCAUAUAAUCAUGUUGAAAUAACUAAAUGCAUCAUCUCAAAAAUACUUUACUGUAUUUAGGUAACUUGUCCUCAUUUUUCGUACUCUUACCAUUUUAAUAACCACUUAUUCUCUUUCAUUUUCUCAAGCAAAUCUUGGGUUGUUUAAUUAAAUAGCUGUGACAAUGUUGUGCAAUUUCUAUCCCUUUAACACAGUAUAUGAUUGGUUUAAAGAUAAGUAUGUCUUUCUGUCUCAGAGACAGCUCUGGGCAAUUUUAACUGCUGUAUUCCUUUAUAACAUUCUAAUGUAUUUUUCUCAUUUUUUCUUUUUUGUUUGUCUGAAAGUCUUAAGCAUCACAGACAUUUUAAAGAAUGGGUUAUGAUGGAUGAAUCAUUAGAAAUGUAACACCAGUUUUUAAAUUCCCCCUAGAAAUUAAAAGUGGGUAUUUCCUUAUUUUCAGAAGUAUAGCCUUGACUGCUUGCCAAAUAAUCCAAAGAUCUUGUGUAUUGUAAAGGUAAGAAUGCAUGUACGAAAUUACUCGCAGUUAACAAUCCUUAAUCUAUAUGCAUUAUCCUCUGGGACUACAUAUUUUCAUCACUAGUAUGAGGAUGCAGUUCAAACAUAUGGCCUUAUUUUUCUUACAUAAUGUAUAUAAAGAUAACUUUUAAUGGAGAUGCUGUGAUAAUUCAGAGAUCUUUCCUAUCUUAUUAUUCUUGUUGUUCUGAGAGCUAGGUGCCUAGAGGACUCAAUAGUCCAUAUGCCUCAGGGCCUAUUUGACACUGGUUUUAAAGUUUUUCCCUUUUUUUUUUUUUUUUUUUAGCAUGCAACUUUUAUGUCAAAAGGAGGGCUUCAAUUUUUCUUUCUUUAUACUGUUACAGUCUCUUUUAGUGGGCCUUCAUUUACUGUGUCUAUUUACCCAAUGUGAAACUGCAGGUAUAUAUAAUUUCCAUAACUGGCAUUUUGUUCUGAGUCAUAGUAAUUGGUUGAAUUCUUACCGUUAUCAAUAAAAUGCUUUGAUGUCUUCA